Molecule: messenger RNA, 1083 nt
Organism: Theileria orientalis strain Shintoku
Lineage: Eukaryota; Apicomplexa; Aconoidasida; Piroplasmida; Theileriidae
Product: CAMP-dependent protein kinase catalytic subunit
Exons: 5
Coding region: 1-1083 (360 amino acids)
Biological process (GO): signal transduction; peptidyl-serine phosphorylation
Cellular component (GO): cAMP-dependent protein kinase complex
Molecular function (GO): ATP binding; cAMP-dependent protein kinase activity
Source: RefSeq, a predicted model, not a curated record
AUGACAGGCGACUUUAUAGCCGUAAAUGUAGGUGAAGACAAACCUGGAUGUGUCAACGGUUUAAUAAAAUCUUUCAAGGGUUUAUUUAAAAAGAAAAACAGAUUAACAACAAUAGUACAACCGCCAAGUCCCAGAGCAACGUUUACAGUGAGUUCAUUCAAGUUUCUCAAGGUUCUGGGAGAAGGCGGGUUCGGAAAGGUGUACCUGGCAGCGCCGGUAAAUACCGAACGCAUGGGCGAGCAGUGUGCAGUGAAAAGGCUCAAAAAGGACCCCCUGAUAACGCAGAGGCAGGUGGACCACGUGCUGUCGGAAAAGAGGCUCCUGAGCUCAGUGAGUCACCCGUUCGUAGUUAACAUGCUGGGAUCGUUCAAAGACGAUUACUACCUCUACAUAGUCAUGGAGCUGGUCAAGGGAGGCGACUUCUUUACGUACCUGAGAAGAUCAGACAGGCUGAAAAGCCAGAGCGCAAUGUUCUAUGCAGCGCAGGUGACGACGAUGUUCGAGUACCUGCACGAAAGCGACAUUGUGUACAGAGACCUGAAGCCAGAAAACCUGCUCCUCUGCGACGACGGGUACCUGAAGCUGACGGACUUCGGGUUCGCCAAGGUCGUCGAGUUCAGAACGUACACGGUCUGCGGGACGCCCGAGUACAUCGCUCCUGAGAUUUUGCUUAACAAGGGCCACGGGAAGGCAGUGGACUGGUGGACACUGGGCAUACUGAUAUACGAAAUGCUGGUAGGGUACCCACCCUACUACGACGAGGACCAGGUGCGCAUAUAUAAAAAGAUUCUCGAGGCCCAGCUCAAGUUCCCAAGCUUCUACGACGAGAACGCUAAAAUUUUGACCACGAACCUGUUGGCUAAGGACCCGACGAAGAGAUUCGGUAACCUCCACAGAGGGAUAGAUGACAUUAAAAACUGCGCCUGGUUUGAGCCCAUGGACUUUAAAAGGUUACUAAACAAGGAGCUGGAGGCUCCACACAUCCCGAAGCAAACAAAGGACCCGUCUGGAGUGGAAUACAGGGAAUCGAUCAGAAAGCCAAAGGCAGUUGUAGGAUCAGAUGACCCCUUCGUCGAUUGGUGA